UCUCUAAAACAUCAGGGCUUCAGACUUCACAAAUCCAACAUGAUGCAGUCAAGGCUUUCAGCUGUCUUCUUUUUCUUGCUGGGUUUGUCAUUUUGUCUGACAAUCCCUAUUCCUCUUGAAGAUAGUCAUGAAUUCACAGAGGAAGACCUUCAGUUUGCAGAGCGCUACCUCAGGACUCACUAUGAUCUCCGUCUGAAUCCCACUGGCAUAAUGAAGAAGAGUGCCAACACAGUGGCAUCUAAACUUCGAGAAAUGCAGGCUUUUUUUGGCUUGGAGGUGACAGGAAAAUUAGAUGAAGAAACAUAUGAGCUCAUGCGGAAACCAAGAUGUGGUGUCCCAGAUGUGGGAGAAUAUAACUUUUUCCCUAGAAAACUCAAGUGGUCAAAAACAAAUUUGACAUACAGAAUUAUGAAUUACACUUCAGAUCUGAGACGUGCGGAAGUAGACAGAGCUUUCAAAAAAGCAUUCAAAGUUUGGUCUGAUGUGACACCACUUAACUUCACCAGAAUACGAAGUGGCAUAGCUGAUAUCAUGAUCUCCUUUGGGACUAAAGAACACGGUGACUUUUACCCCUUUGAUGGACCCUCUGGAUUACUGGCUCAUGCCUUCCCCCCUGGUCCAGACUAUGGAGGAGACGCCCAUUUUGAUGAUGAUGAAACUUGGUCAGAUGAUUCUAGAGGGUAUAAUCUGUUUCUUGUUGCUGCCCAUGAAUUUGGUCAUUCACUGGGACUCGAACACUCCAGAGACCCUGGAGCUCUGAUGUUUCCAAUUUACACAUAUACUGGAAAAACUGGUUUUGUGCUUCCUGAUGAUGAUGUGCAAGGGAUCCAAGAGCUCUAUGGUGCUGGAGACAGAGAUCCGAACCCAAAACAUCCUAAAACACCAGAGAAAUGUGAUCCAGAAUUAUCACUUGAUGCAAUAACAGAGCUUCGUGGAGAAAUGCUGGUCUUCAAGGACAGGUUUUUCUGGCGACUGCACCCUCAGAUGGUUGAUGCAGAGCUGGUUUUAAUUAAAUCAUUUUGGCCAGAGCUUCCAAACAAAAUAGAUGCAGCUUAUGAAAACCCCAUCAAAGAUCUUGUCUUCAUGUUUAAAGGAAAGAAAGUCUGGGCUAUGAAUGGCUAUGACAUAGUUGAAGGCUUUCCUAAAAAGAUAUAUGAAAUGGGAUUCCCAAAAGAAAUGAAAAGAAUAGAUGCAGUUGUCCAUAUUAAAGACACUGGCAAGACUCUCUUUUUUACUGGAAAUAAGUACUGGAGUUAUGAUGAAGAGACAGAGCUGAUGGAAGCAGGCUACCCCAGGCUGAUAGAGGAAGAAUUUGCAGGAAUUGGUGACCGAGUGGAUGCAGUCUAUUACAGAAAUGGUUACCUCUAUCUCUUCAAUGGAUCUUUGCAGUUUGAAUACAGCAUCUGGAGCAAAAGAAUUGUCCGUGUCCUGCACACUAACUCCAUAUUUUGGUGCUGAUUACAAUUGAAUGACAUGUUGCAGGCUGCAGAGCAGUUUGUAGUACAUAGAAGUAAUAAUAUGGGCAUAUAGGUUUAUUAAAGGAAAGCAAGGUUCUGUGAACAUGCACUGGAUACCUACAAACAAAUGUAUACUGUAUAUAUGGAAUUCUAUAGCUGUAUGUCAGUCUGGAACUGAAUUAACUUAAUAGGAAAGAAGGAGAAAUUAUAAGCAUUUCAAGGGGGCAUUACACCAUAUAAAGUUUGUCUCUCAUUAAAGUGAGAUGCUGGAUACAUCCUCCAUGAUCAUAAGCACUACUAAUUUCCAGUAAUCUAUGCAUGUCCGGCAUCUUCUCAGAAUCUUCUAGCGUUUCUAAAGACAUCAAGUUGAUAAUCUCUGGAGUGUUUCUUUUUAAAACUAACCCUCCAGCUCUUUGUAAAAUUAUUUUUAAAGUACUGGGGAUUCAGACACAUAAUGAGUGAGUCAGGACUACAUGGUGAUGCCCUGAGCAGCAUAACACUAGGUUGCAACACUAAAGUUAGAAAAUUCAAAGGUAUUUGAAUGUAUCAUGAUUUGAAUGGGAACAUCCCCCUGGAAAUAGAUGCCCAUAUGGUAUUUGGAAGAAGCUGCAGAUAUGGAAACAUUGAGGUGUCAUCUCAAAGCAGACCAAAGAGCAGGAAAAGGGAACAGUAUUCCCUACAGAAAUCACCAGUUAGUAUGGCACUGGGGAAAAUAGAAAGUAGUGGUACCAAGAGAAUCACACAGGUUGAAACCUUUCAUGAAUCUACACCUGGAAACAAAGCCCAUGUUUUCAGCUGGUGUAAACUGAAGUAGUUCAAGUGAUAAUUAUAGAAGUUAUGCUUAUCUGUGCCAGCAGAGAACCUGAAGAUUCAAGUUAUAAUAUUCAAAAUAAUACUGAAAGGGUGUCAAACAUUAAAAAUGUUUAUAAUGUUAAAAAUGAAUAUAUCAGUUGUUUCAGUACCAUGUAAGGUUUGGGGGGGGGAGGGAGGGUGUUUUGUUUUGUUUUGUUUUUCAAUGCAAAUGAUGUGGGACUGUUGUUAUUUCUCAGUUUAAAAAGUAGUAUUAAAGAAACUGGAGGAACAGAAUGCAAUUGUGAAAGGAUUUCAGUUAAGAGAUCCUACACUGUAUGUUAUAUAACAAGACAGAGUUAUUGGAUAAAAGAAAUCAGAAAGCUUAACCUGUGCAUUUUAUUCAUUAAAAUUUUCACUUCUACUUAAAA
This is a messenger RNA of Anas platyrhynchos (mallard), 2677 nucleotides long. RefSeq names its product collagenase 3. Gene Ontology annotation, molecular function: metalloendopeptidase activity; zinc ion binding. The record is from RefSeq and is a predicted model, not a curated record. NCBI's taxonomy places the organism in Eukaryota, Metazoa, Chordata, Aves, Anseriformes, Anatidae. Gene Ontology annotation, biological process: collagen catabolic process; proteolysis; extracellular matrix organization. Gene Ontology annotation, cellular component: extracellular matrix.